Xenopus tropicalis (tropical clawed frog) is the source of this 1020-nucleotide messenger RNA. RefSeq names its product scavenger receptor cysteine-rich type 1 protein M130-like. Gene Ontology annotation, cellular component: membrane. Bases 66 to 635 code for a protein of 189 amino acids. NCBI's taxonomy places the organism in Eukaryota, Metazoa, Chordata, Amphibia, Anura, Pipidae. The record is from RefSeq and is a predicted model, not a curated record. The transcript has 4 exons.
UACAACUUCUUUUGAAUUAAAAAAGGGCAAAAAAACUCAGAAGAGGCAAGCCGCUGAUAAGGAAGAUGUCACGCGAAACCAUAAUGUGUGCCUUUGUGAUCUCCUGUGCUGUUUGGGCAGCAAUAUUCAGGACUACUGAGCUGGCAGUUCGCCUUGUAGGACCCAACACAUGUGAGGGACGUGUGGAAGUUUACUACGAUCAAUACUGGGGCACAAUUUGCGGCAUCUACUGGGACCUAAAUGUUGGCAAUGUGGUGUGCCGAGAGCUGAACUGUGGAACAGCAAUAGAAGCCUCUGUCAAUGACAAAUACAUACACUAUGGGAGCAGCUGGAAUUACAGUGGCCUGAGCUUCUUCCAGUGCAACGGAAAUGAGAGUGAGCUCCUAAGCUGUGCAUAUGAAUUAUAUCCACAUCAGCACAAUCCUAAUAAUGAUGGUGGAGUCAAAUGUACAGGCAUAAUUCAAGAAAACAGAAGAGAGUGGAUGCUUUUGAUGUAUCUCACAACAAGCGAGGCUCUAGAAAACAUUAACUACACUGAGCUUCAGAAUUCGGUGCUUCUGGGGAUCUCUUCUCUGACGAGACUGAAUGUGCUGGAGAUGACAUUUUUAACGGCUGAUAAAAUAUCAGGGAGAUAAAUUUUACAAGAAACAUCACCUGGAAUAUAUGAUUUAGAGACCUUUACAUCAAUGAAAUUGGAACAGCACUGUUUUCUCUCAUGAGCUUCCCUUUAGAGUAAAUGUAUGUUGAUCAGUCGGUGGUGGUAACAAAGAUACUUUCUCUUACACCACUACAAUGUUUUAUCUAGUGAUGUGCCACGUCUGCAUUAGCAACUAUAUACUGUUUCUUUCAAUAGUCUUUAAUAGAAUUUAUAUAAACAAGUAAAAAUGUGUUACAUAUAUGUGGUUGGUUCACAUUGCCCUUUUAUGGGCAACCAUAUUGGGUAAAAGGCUAGUAAAUUGCCCAUGCCACAUCAAAAUGAGCAUUGCAAGGAAGUAUAUUUUUUCCAUGGAUAAUUUGUGU